GUGCCUUUGCCGGUGAAGGCCCCACCCCGCGCGGCCCUGUUGGGCGGUCCGGGUCUCUGCCGCUUGCACCCUCUGGAGGCAGGAUCGGCACGGACGCUGCGGGAGUCGGCGCCAUGACCGUAUCGGGCCUAGCAGGGCUGCUCGGCCGCGGCUGGGCCACUAUGUGGGGAGCUGCAAGAUCACCCCUUCUGUGUCAUUCUUUGAGGAAAACGAGUUCUUCUCAAGGAGGAAAGUCUGAACCCAGCAAACAGUCCCUUAAGAAGCCAAAGUUACCAGAAGGUCGUUUUGAUGCACCAGAGGAUUCUCACUUAGAGAAGGAGCCGCUAGAAAAAUUUCCAGAUGGUGUUAAUCCUGUUACCAAAGAAAAGGGUGGACCCAGGGGCCCAGAACCUACCCGAUACGGAGAUUGGGAACGAAAAGGACGCUGUAUUGACUUUUAAGUCACACACUUUAACCUCAGUAUCUGUUUCUGAAUACAUACAUCUGAAUUAACUUAUUUCCGGUUAUUUAAUUUCUUUACAUCCUUUAAGUCAUCUGAUUUUUGCAAUGCAUUUAAAAAUAUAUAUGAUGGUUUUGGAAGAAAAUAUGCUACUGUAAGUUGGGAAAGGGAAAGUAUUUCUACAUUAAACCCAAAAACCAAUUGCUGUCAAGUCAGUUCCAACUUAGCACAUAUUAAUUUAAAUUUAAAUGUAUGGAGGUAUAGAAGUAAUGAUUAAAGUGGCAAACUUACUGCAGCAUUUUUUAAUUUAAUCAGUUGCUUGUAAAAUGCAAAUGUAAAUAAAAGAAAUUUUUUAGAUGGUUGUAUUGCUGUGUGCUGGGUAACAGUGGCUUUUCAAAUGUGAGUUAAAGAGUGCGUUGUAAUUUGAGAAAAUCUUUUAACUAGGAGCCAGAUUAUUAGGGUUCAAAUCCUGGCUCCACUAGUUACUAUCUGUGUGACCUUAGGUAAGUUACUUAACUGUUGCAGUAUCUUUAUGUGUAAAUUGGAAAGAAUAAUAAUUGGAAAUAAUAGCUCCAUAGGGCAGUGGAGAGGAUCAAGUGAGUAAUAAUUAAAUGAUUAAAUACACAUAAA
Messenger RNA from Loxodonta africana (African savanna elephant), 1069 nucleotides. RefSeq names its product succinate dehydrogenase complex assembly factor 4 (gene SDHAF4). Lineage: Eukaryota; Metazoa; Chordata; Mammalia; Proboscidea; Elephantidae. Gene Ontology annotation, biological process: mitochondrial respiratory chain complex II assembly. The transcript has 3 exons. Gene Ontology annotation, cellular component: mitochondrion. The coding region runs from base 114 to 440 and encodes 108 amino acids. The record is from RefSeq and is a predicted model, not a curated record.